Coccidioides posadasii C735 delta SOWgp is the source of this 1050-nucleotide messenger RNA. RefSeq lists its product as uncharacterized. Gene Ontology annotation, cellular component: mitochondrion. Lineage: Eukaryota; Fungi; Ascomycota; Eurotiomycetes; Onygenales; Onygenaceae. Gene Ontology annotation, molecular function: thiosulfate-cyanide sulfurtransferase activity. The record is from RefSeq and is a predicted model, not a curated record.
AUGGCUUGUGUGGCUCUUCGACCUGUUAUUUUCUCACAAGGCGCCCUUCCGCACCUUAGGUUCUCCGCCGCCGCCGUCGCCAGCCCGCUCCUCCACGCGAGACACCAACAUCGCUCCACCUCCAUUCUGUCAUCCUACCUCGUCACGCCUAAGGAAUUGAACGAUGGUCUGAAGAAGAAUGCGCGAACCAAAAUCUCCACUUCGCCCCGGGUGAUCCCCCUGUGUGCCGCGUGGUUCAUGCCGAACGACCCAGAAGGCCGCACCGGGAUCGAGUCGUUCAAGAAGAAGCGGAUCCCCCAGGCGCGAUACUUUGACAUAGACGACGUCAAGGAUCCUAACUCGCCGUAUCCCCAUAUGUUACCGACGAAGGAGCGAUUCGCGGAGGCAAUGCAGUCACUAGGUAUUCGCCGCGACGACGAGGUUGUGGUCUACGACACAGAGGAACUGGGCUUGAUGAGUGCACCACGGGUAGGCUGGACGUUGAGAUACUUUGGGCAUCCCAAUGUUCGCAUUCUCAACAAUUUUAGGUUGUGGGUUCGUGAUGGGUAUCCCACGGAGUCCGGUGAAAUUACCCAGGAGGAGAGAUCUAACUACCAGGUGGACGCUUACAAUCCGGAGAUGGUGGUUGACUUUGCAGAGAUGAAACAGAUUGGCGAGGAUUACGGAAAGGAGGGCGCAGACAGCGUGCAGGUCCUUGACGCCCGGCCCGCCGGUCGCUGGGCGGGAAAAAGCCCUGAACCUCGCCCGGAGUUGUCUUCUGGGCAUAUGCCGGGUUCUGUAAACGUGCCUUUCGUGGAGCUGCUGGACCCUGAGACGAAGACUUUGUUGCCGGAGGCGGAAUUGCGCAAGGUGCUCGAGUCAAAGGGAGUUGAUCCCUCGAGGUCUAUCAUUUCGAGCUGUGGUUCGGGAGUGACGGCGGCAGUCAUCGACCUUGCGCUGCACGAAGCUGGAUACGGGAAUGCGGAAUCCCGACGGCUAUAUGAUGGAAGCUGGUCGGAGUGGGCAGCUCGGGUUUCCGAGUCCAGUGGAUUGAUUCGCAAAGAGCAAUAG